Messenger RNA from Danaus chrysippus (African queen), 543 nucleotides. Lineage: Eukaryota; Metazoa; Arthropoda; Insecta; Lepidoptera; Nymphalidae. The record is from the annotation of a GenBank genome assembly.
AUGGUGUAUGCGUGCGGCGUGUGGGCGGUGGCGGUGUGCGUGCUGCUCGCCUGCUGCCUGCUCCCGCGCCUGACCUCCUCCUGGAGCGUGUCAGGCUCCCGGUACGUGUCGUGGCUGCCGAGCUUCUCGGUGGAGGUGACGCGGGUCAGGGACGCGCCGCCUCUUGACGACAUGGCCGACCAGGUGUUGGCAGUGUUCCCUCAGUACGGUCGUGAGGCCGUGAUGGCGGACCUGGCUCGCUCGCGCUCCGCGGACGUCACCGUACACAACAUACUGGAGGGCAGGCUGCCCCCGCCCCCGCCCCCUCCACCCGCACCCGCACACGCGCCGCCUCCCGCCAUAGUGGCGCCUAUACACACACACACCACGCACCUCGGACAACACAGCACGGAGGGGUUCUCAUCAGUGGCGGCGGAGAGAGAGGACACGCUGAGGAGACGCAAGGAGGCGCUGCUGGCGGCGGCUCGUAGGAGGUACCUGGAGCGACGCGCGGGGGGAGCGGGGGGAGGGGGAGGGGCGCGCGCCGCACACACCGCCAGCUGA